CCCUAGUCGGGCAUAGGCACCUGCGCCUACCCAGGCCAUGGACGAAUCCUAUGAAGUCCACGACCUCCUGGGCUCGGCCCUGCUUGGGUCCUGCCAGCCUGAGACUCUAGAGGACGAUGGCAGCACUGAUGUGGUCCCUGCUUUCGAUCCUGAGCCAGUCAUCGCCCACUGCUUCAAGCAGUUCAAGCAGGACUUCCAACUGCCGAAGAGCCGCCGGCGGGUCAUCAUUGUGCCUGCCCAGCAAGGACAGGUGCCUGUGAAUCCCACAUCCCAGCCCCUGCUAUCCCCACCACCUGUCCCCAGCCUCAGAGGCCUGGAUGCUGAAGGACAGAGUGGGAACAUCCCCAGGCCACUGGAGGACAGGGUGGCCUGGCUUCACCAGAGGACAAGGCUGCGGAAGGAGCUGGACGCCAUGGGUGAUGUGACACAAUGGCUGAAGAGCAAACCCAGCCUCUCGCUCUUGGAAACCAAGGUCUUGCGCAUGCUCCACGAGAAGCGCAAGGCCCAAGUCAUGGGCCAGAUGACUGCCACCACAGCCACCAAGAAAAAAGCUCCCCAGCGAGUGGUGCCCCAGCUGCGGCUGCCCAAGCCCCUGGCCCUGUCGGCCCUGUACACCUACCUGCGUCGCCGCAAGAUCCAGGUUCUGGAGCUGUUUUCCAAGGACCAAGUCAUGCAGCAGAAAGUCUCCCGGGAGGAGUUCCUCUCUGCAUUGCGGAAGGUCGGGGUCCCCCUGAAGCAUCAGGAGAUAGAGGACGUGGUGAUCUACCUGAGCUCCCUUGGGAAGCAGCACAACAUCACCAUGAAGACCCUGGCCAGCACCUACAAGCAGUGGUUUCUGGCCCAACAGAGGAGCACACUGUCCACUGUGUACAAGGGUUACAUCCCAGCCCAGAGCUCGACAUCCCCACAGCCUUGCAAGAAGGACCUGCUCACAGUGCCUGAGGUCCCUAUACCCUCGGAGGCACGACCCCUGACACUGGAAGAGAUGGAGGAUGUGGGCAAGCACUACCGCGAGCGCAGGCGGCAGCUCAAGCUCCCCAUUCCCUCCAUCCAGUACACGGAGAGUUGCCGCUUGGUGAGCAGCGGGGACCAGCGCGUGGACCAUCACUGCCUGCCAUCCACGGUGGCUGGUGAGCACCAAGAGCUGCUGGACACAGUGCGCAGGGAUGACUUCCUGCUCUACUUGCGCUGUAGGAGGCAGUGCAUGGCCUCAGGGGUGCCAGUGACAGAGGACGUCCUCAGCCGGGCGCUGCUGUACCCUGGGGACAGGAUCAUCCUGCAAGACACCCAAGUGCUCCCCAUCCGGCAGCCCGGCGGCUUCUACUGUGAUUUGAAGGCCCUGCCAACACACACGAUGCAAGGCCCGAGGCUGGGGCCACAGAAGAGUGACAAGCUGAGUGUCCCCAUGCCACUGCCCACCCACCAGCAUCUCUUCUGCUCUGGCUGGGAUGCUGGCCAUGAUGACCUGUGUCAGCUUGCUGCUCUCACUGGUCACCUUGGAUGGUGGCCCCAGAGCCUCCCACUGUGGCGGCACGUCUUGCUCACCUCAGCAACACACAGCUGCCUUGCUGAACCUAGUCCAGGCCCACAGUCACAGCUCUGGGUGUUUGUGGGAACAGUCCUUCUGGCCCUGCCACCCUGUGCUGGCCAACUCACCUUCCUCAAAGUGGGGAGUGCUACUAGGCCUGUCCCAGAGGCACAGAGGGACUAGAUGGGGCCGUGCCACAUAGACAGGUGUUAGGUGAAUAGAUGGGUUUCUUUGCUCCUCAGGCCUCAGCAAUACCUCAGAGAAAUGGCAUCAGUGGAUGCCUGUCACAGAAGAGCCUUGUAGGACAAGGGACAAGUCAGCAAGAGGACCAGGCAGAGUUAGAAACUAAGAGGGAGGAGCUGGUGUUGCCCCAGUACUCAGCAGGCUGAGGCAAGAGGAUCGCCAUGAGUUGAAGGCCA
Messenger RNA from Octodon degus (degu), 1947 nucleotides. RefSeq names its product EF-hand calcium binding domain 12 (gene Efcab12). The transcript is spliced from 7 exons. The coding region runs from base 38 to 1711 and encodes 557 amino acids. The record is from RefSeq and is a predicted model, not a curated record. Lineage: Eukaryota; Metazoa; Chordata; Mammalia; Rodentia; Octodontidae.